Messenger RNA from Cryptococcus wingfieldii CBS 7118, 2640 nucleotides. RefSeq lists its product as hypothetical. NCBI's taxonomy places the organism in Eukaryota, Fungi, Basidiomycota, Tremellomycetes, Tremellales, Cryptococcaceae. The record is from RefSeq and is a predicted model, not a curated record. Bases 1 to 2640 code for a protein of 879 amino acids. The transcript has 4 exons.
AUGGACGUCCGGUUCCCGGAGCCUGGGGAGCUGUUUUGCUUCUCUGCAAUCUCCGAAUCGAGAUGCCAGGGCUUAACAGGGAUACAAUACGUCAUGGCGUACAUCCCCAGUGCUUUGGGGAUCCUCCUCAUACCAACCCUUUUGACGGUAGCGUACACUCGUCCUCGGUCCACUCUGAUACUAUUGUCAAUCGAGGUCCUCCUGACGAUUGCUCUCUCAACAUGGGAUUUUGCGGUCCACAUAGACGCGCCCAAAGCCCAAAACAUCGCCGUCAACGACACCGCCAUAGCCAUCAUAUCAGCCCUCCCGAACCUCUUCUCCCUCUUAUUCUGCACGUCCCACAUAAUCACCGACCUUCGUCCUCUUCUGCCUCCCGUCCUGCGAGCCGACACCACAACUCACGGUUUCGUACUCCUCAUCGCGCCGCUGGUACCGAUAGCGUUUGUCGUCGAGCUGCUGUCAACAUUCUUGCUGUUGGACUAUGCUCAGCAGCUGAGGACGAGCCUCGUCGGCUUCGAAACCUCAUCUGACUUGGGCCUCCAUAACAUCUUGACUUGGAUCGCUGCGGGCACCUCAAUGGGGUUUAUAGCCUUCACGAUCCUGAUAGGCAUCCUCAUCUUGACGAAUAGCAAGACCCGAUACAGUCGCAAAAUCAAAAACAUCACUCGAUGGGGUGAGCGUGCUAUUCUGUUCGGAUUGCUCAUCGCCGCUGUCGAUAUUGGCCUUUCUUUGGUGCCCGUUGUGUACCCACUCAUUGUCGCCAGACACGCCAUCCAAUUUGUCUCGAGAAUCUUCAUAGCAUUCGGGCUGCUGGGAAUCUACCGCUAUGAGAUGGGAGGCUGGGGUGAGAUUGGAGACAGCUAUACAGCGUUCACCGACGAUAAGAGACGUCCCGCAUCUAUCGCUUCUGUCUCCACUUUCGGCACACCUCCCAUCUACCCUCUCCCUACUGGCCAGAGACCCGACAUGUACGUCUUACCUGGUAAGACGGGACCCCCCACAAAACCGCAAGCUGGGACGUACGUUUUGCCCGGUGCUUCCUUUGCCGCUCGGAGAAAGGCCUCUCAGAAACGAAAAGGCAACAAACCACGAGGAGCUCCUUCAAAACUCGUGAUUGGAGGUCCAAUUCCGGGGACGUUCCAGAGACUUGCUGGCGGCGAAACAAGAGACUUUUACAUGCUGAAUAGUGCCAAGUUUGGAGGAAUGGCGGGAGCCCAAGCCGGUGGCAUUGGGAGAGGUCUGGCAGCUGCCGGAACCACAGGAAUGAUGGGGGCUGUCUCGAGAUUAGGCAUGGAGCGAGUGACUUUGAGAACACCUGCUGGGAGAGGGCCAAUGCUUUCGAUCGUUUCCUCGACGUUCUCGGCGCUUGAGCCCAUCACUCGAACUCGCUCGGAGCAACCUGCCAUUGAGCCUGGACCCGGGACCGCCAUUUCCUCCACAGCACUCACUGUCAAAAAGUUUACGGGUUCCAUCUACGCCCCUUCUGCCAUCUCUGUCGAAGCCAGCGAGCUCCACCGAUGGCCGCCCGAAGGUUUGGUGAGGCUGAAGGGUCUGGAAGAAGAAAAGGAGCGGGCCUUUGAGGGUAUUGACAUGGAGGAGAAGGAGAUUGAGGGUGUUGGGACAGGAGUGCUCAGAGCAAGUAGAAUGGCGAGCGAGAUGGACAUGGUAGAGAAGGCCUGGAUGGCCGGAGACCUUGCCCGCGCGAGCCCCGUAGUGGAUGACCGCGAUAUCCAGCUUCGGCAGACGGCCCGCUUUCUCACCUCCGAGUCACUCACGCCCACCGGACAGGUCGAUUCCCCUGCCCCCAUUGCUCGGCAGCUCCCCACCGCGGGGCUGAUACAAGAGCCACUGAUACCGGUCAAGUCGUACUUUACGUCCAAGAAUCCCAGGGCAUCUGUAAUGGCUUCGGUGCUUUCUGGGCAUACACGCAAUGGGUCCGGUGGAAGUGGGACAUCGCUGAUGGCGAACGAGGCAGUCCGAAUGCCUCAGCCUGCCAUGGUGACGGAGAGGGAGGAAGUGCAGCAGCUAGCCAUGCGUCCCCGGCCACCUAUACCUCUGGCGAUGAGGCAGCCAUGGAUACCACAACGCCAAAUCUCAGACCCACUAAAAGCUAUCCGCGCCAACGCUCGGGCAAACUCCUCUUCGCCCAUUUUGAGCGAGACUUCACCCACCCUAGGCACUUGGGAGAAGAACAAUCGACGGACAUUUGCGUCGUCCAUUUCAGCCUACUCCAAUCGGUCAGCAGUGUCACCCCCAGCCGAAGCAGACUUCAAUCUCUUCUAUGCCGCGCCCACCGAAACGCCCGACAACAGCCCUCCUAGAGAUAGUGCUCUAGCGACCGCAGCCGCAGCCGCCGAGAUUGUCAAUUCAGACAUGUCCCAGUACCAAAAAUAUUCGCAAACCCUCCGAGGGUCGCAGGUGAAGAGCGUGAUGCGGUUACAAAAGGAGGCCGGGCUGGACGAGUUUGAUUAUGAUAGACUGGAGGAAAGCGAUAGCGAAGAUAGGCAGGACAAAGGGUGGCGCAUGAGCCUGAAUUCGUUAGACAGUGAGGAUCUGACCCCGAGAGCAGAGGCGCCGAGUUUUGCAGCUUCGCAGAGGAAAGGGAGGAGACCAGAUAGAGAGGGCGGUAACAUGAUCUAA